AUACUGUCGGGCUGCCACUUGCAUCUGGCAUCUUUUUCUCUCCGCGCAAUCCUUAUCACCGGAGACAUGACCUCCUCUAGUCUCGAGCUUCAGGAGCUUCCUAAUGAGCGUCGGGAUGAAGUUCAGUUCCAAAACAACUCACCUCCUGAGACGGCAGUCACGGCAAUAGAGAAAUGGAACAGCUCAUGGACAAACAUCUUUCGUCUUGGAGCCACAGCCUGGGGCUUCUUGGUGAUGGGCGGCAACGAUGCUGCCUAUGGUGCUAUAAUUCCAUAUCUUGAAGAGUACUACGACUUGUCAUAUCUCGUUGUAUCGCUUGUCUUUUUCUCCCCAUUGGGCGGCUACGCUGCUGCCGCUUUUCUCAACAACGUCAUCCACAUGCGCCUAGGACAGCGUGGCGUUGCUUUUAUUGGCCCAUUAUGCCAUAUAAUUGCUUUCGUCGGGAUUUCCCAGCAUCCAAAGUAUCCGGCGCUUAUCGUCUUCUUCCUCAUCGCCGGAUUCGGAAACGGCAUAGAGGAUGCGGCGUGGAACGUCUGGGUGGGCGGACUGACAAACUCCAAUGAAUUGUUAGGGAUGCUGCAUGGCACGUACGGCGUCGGGGCUGUGCUUUCUCCGCUCAUUGCUACGAGUCUGGUGACCAAGGCAGGGUGGGAUUGGUGGACAUUUUACUAUUUCAUGAUAGGUGGAGCCGUCAUCGAGUUCGGCGUGUUGCUCUCGAGCUUUUGGAGCGCUACCGGAGCCAAAUAUCGGUCCUCCCAAGCAGCAUCAAGCAACAAAGGCUCUCUGAAGACAGCUUUGUCCUUCAAAACUACUUGGAUCGCUGCCAUAUUUUUGCUGGGGUAUGUCGGGGUUGAGGUUUCUCUCGGAGGAUGGGUCGUAAAAUUCAUGACCAGCGAACGCGGUGGCAAGGCUUUUGAGUCUGGCAUAGUCGCGACUGGCUUCUGGAUUGGAAUAACGGUUGGACGCAUGGUGCUGGGCUUUAUAACCCCCCGAGUGGGUGAAAAACUGGCUGUUUCCGUUUAUGUUGCAGCUGCCCUCGGCUUUCAACUUCUGUUCUGGCUUGUUCCGAAGUUUGCUGUCAGUGCCACGGCCGUCGCUUUUGAAGGAUUUUUCCUAGGUCCAUUAUUCCCCGCCGUUGUCGUCGUCACGACGAAGCUGCUCCCCGCCAAUAUGCAUGUCUCCGCGGUCGGCUUUGCAGCGGCACUGGGUGGAGGGGGCGCCGCCAUCUUUCCCUUCGCAGUUGGAGCGUUAGCUCAAGCAAAAGGGGUGUCUGUUUUACAGCCUGCCAUUGUCGGCCUUCUCGGCGCCCUGUUCGUCGUCUGGCUGCUUCUUCCGCGCAACAAAGAUAAAAAAGACGACGGCACCGACGUUGAGAGGUCUGGGGCUGGCGUGCUCCAGUUUUGCCGGAAGAAGAUGGACUCUGCCGUAUCGCAUUCGAGGGGGGCUUUCGGAAAGCUCCAUACGGCUAAGUAGGCGCCUGUCAAAACGAGCUCAUGAUGGGACACCGCGGCCUCGGACCAAUGCCUUGCCGUUUGCGGUACUGAUUGGAGUUGACCCAGCUUCUGAAAAUCCACCUCCGUACCAAAACGUGCGAUCUACGCAGCUGAGACAGUAGAUGGGUACCGAGAUCCAUCAUCUAGCGAGACAGGGGACGAUACAAGCAGUCCCUACAGAGUGCUCCUUGCCUAGCUCCCAGCUCGAGUCCUGGGUAUGGGUGAAAAGGUCCCAGAGCACAUACAAACUGUACAUAUCUUAACUGUAUAUCUUCUCCCACAC
Messenger RNA from Aplosporella prunicola CBS 121167, 1776 nucleotides. RefSeq lists its product as uncharacterized. Bases 67 to 1473 code for a protein of 468 amino acids. Gene Ontology annotation, biological process: transmembrane transport. The transcript has 8 exons. The record is from RefSeq and is a predicted model, not a curated record. NCBI's taxonomy places the organism in Eukaryota, Fungi, Ascomycota, Dothideomycetes, Botryosphaeriales, Aplosporellaceae. Gene Ontology annotation, cellular component: membrane. Gene Ontology annotation, molecular function: transmembrane transporter activity.